Phragmites australis (common reed) is the source of this 3583-nucleotide messenger RNA. Its product is annotated as auxilin-related protein 2-like. Gene Ontology annotation, biological process: clathrin-dependent endocytosis; clathrin coat disassembly. The record is from RefSeq and is a predicted model, not a curated record. Bases 334 to 3057 code for a protein of 907 amino acids. NCBI's taxonomy places the organism in Eukaryota, Viridiplantae, Streptophyta, Magnoliopsida, Poales, Poaceae. The transcript has 8 exons. Gene Ontology annotation, molecular function: clathrin binding. Gene Ontology annotation, cellular component: vesicle; cytoplasm; intracellular membrane-bounded organelle.
ACCCCACCAAGACAGCCGCGUGAGACACUACCUUCUUCCCCACCCCACCCUCUCUCUCUCUCUCUCUCCCUCUCGCCCCCCCCCCCCAUUCGCCUCUCCUCCAUCUCCGGCGGCGCUGCUUCUGCGGCGACCCCUCCGCCUCCGCCUACCCAUUUCUCCGAUCACGGCCUCAAACCUCGUGUCUACACCGCUGGUCCGCGCGCCUGCCCAGAUCCACCUUGCCUCCUCGCGCUCCCGCGCCCCUGCACGUGCGCCGAUCGGCAGGCGGUGGAGGCGCAGGGACCGUGUGAACGAUCCUCAGAUCCAGUGAUCCUCGUGGCCGCCGCGCCUGCCAUGGACGACUUCCAGGGCCUCCUGGCCCGCGACUUCGGCCUCCGCCCGCAGGGGAAGGCCGCGCCCAUGUCGGCCGCCCGUUCCUCGGUGCCCUCCGGAUCCGCCUGGCCCAAUACCAGAUCCUCUUCGGCCUCCACCGCCGCCCCCUCCGCACCAUCGUACGACGACCUCUUCGGGAACGCGGCAUCGGCCCCGCCGCCCAAGUCCACGCCGUCGCCGUCGCCGUCGCCGUCGGCCAACCUCGACUCCAUCUUCGACUCAUUCAAGGAACCAUCAGCAGCAGCGCCGCCGAAGCCAAAGCACUCGUCCAUGCCAGUGUUUGACAAGCCGGUCUACGACGACGACAUCUUCGACGGGGUCCCCGGGGUGAAGAGUUCGUCGGCGCGGUAUGAUGAUGUGUUCGGGGGGAGCCACGCGCCGACCCCAGCAUACGACGACCUGCUUGGGGGCUUUGGGAAGAAGUCGGAGGCAAGGGAAGAGGUCGAGGGGAAGAGAAAGCCUGAGCCAGCUGCAGCGUCGACCGGGUUUGAUGAUUUGAUCCCAGGCUUUGGCGGGAGUAGCCCGGCACGGCGAAGAGAGACUGUUGGUGCUAAAGAAAAGAAGGCUUCCAUGUCAAGAUCUAAGCCAACAGUUAGCAUGGCAAGUGACCCCUUUGUUGUUCUUGAAACAACUUCAUCCUCAGCCCAUCCAUCCCCUGGGAUAUUCACGGAUCCCUUAGAUGAAUUGGGUAAACCUGCAAAAUAUCAAGGGAAAAGCCGUGAAAAUACUGCGGCCGGCAGCGGUCUGUUUGAGGAUGCAAGCACUUUCAACCAGACCCCUAAAUCAGAACCUUUGUUUACCUCAGAUGUGAACAAUGGCCCAAAAGAUAGGAAUGACUCGAGCAAAGUCCGAGAUUCAAGCCCUGUCCAAAGCUUUCCCAAACGGAACUCUGCCCAACAACCUUCUGUGGAGAACUUUGAAAAUAUCUUUCCUAAGUCACAGUCUGCCCGAUAUUCAGAUGUCCAUGUUGACAUUGGUUCAGAGAAAUACAGUGGGAAUGGUAUAAAUGAUCAGUCACCAAGAUCUGAUGAAUCCGAAGGUGAGAUAUGGCUCACAGUUUCUGAAAUUCCCCUCUUCACGCAGCCAACUAAUGCUCCACCACCUUCAAGACCACCACCACAUCUUGCAAUUAAGCAAAACCAACAACAUGGAUCAAAAGCAAAAGGAAAGGAUGGUGACUAUCUAUGGCAUUCUAGCCAAAACUAUAAUAAUCACAGAAGUUCAUCAAAUCAAGCUGGUGUUUCAUCGAUAGAUGAACUAGAAGAUUUUGCAAUGGGCAAGUCUCAGAAUGCCGAUGCUUUUAACGACGAAGAAUUUCAGAGAAGUACAGCAGCAGCAGCAUCUGCAGCUGCUAUGAAAGAAGCCAUGGAUAAAGCUGAGGCAAAGUUCAAACAUGCCAAGGAAGUUCGAGAAAGAGAACGUGAUGCAAAGCUUAGAAAUAGGGAACAGCAGGAACAAAAUGAUGAAGCAAAGUCGUAUGCCCAGGAUCAUGAGGCAAAAGAGAGAAAGGAUAGACUAGAACAAGAGGGAGAGAUGAGACAAAGAGAGGAGAAAGAGCAAAGAAGACUUGAAGAAGAGAGGGAACUUGAGCGACAGAGAGAAAGAGAGAGGGCUAGGCAAGCGGUGGAGAGGGCUACAAAGGAGGCACGGGAAAGAGCAGCUGCGGAAGCUCGUGCGAAAGCAGAGAGGGAGGCACGCCAACGUGCAGAGCGUGCUGCUGUGCAAAGAGCUCAACAGGAAGCACGCGAGAGGGCUGCAGUGGAUGCUAAAGAGCGAGCAGAGAGGGCUGCUGCAGAAGCAAAGGAGAGGGCGGCUGCUGAAGCUAAGGAGAAGGCUGCUGGUCAAGCCAGGGAUAGGGCUGCAGCAGAAAGAGCUGCUGUUGAGAGAGCUCAGCAAGAAGCAAGGAGAAGAGCUGAACGAGUAGUAGUGGAAAGGGCAGCUGCUGAGGCUCGGGAAAGGCAGGCCGCCGCCGCCGCUGCAGCAGCAAGAGAAAAACAGAGUAAACCAGAUGAUCUUGAGUCCUUCUUUGGUAUGGGUGCCCGAGCUAAUAGUGCUCCGAAGCAAAGGGCUCCAACAGUGGAUUCUAUGUUUGAUUCUCAAACACAAAGUAGAGGGGCUGAUGCAUCACACAGAGCGACUUCCGCUUCAGCAUCGAUGAAAAAGGCAUCAUCUACAACAAAUAUUGCAGAUGACCUUUCUGCAAUAUUUGGAGGAGCUCCUACAUCAUCUGAAGAAUUUCAAGAAAUUGAGGGAGAAAGUGAUGAAAGAAGACGGGCUAGGUUUGAGAGGCAACAAAGAACUCAAGAACGAGCUGCAAAGGCUUUGGCUGAGAAGAAUGAGCGAGACAUGCAGCUUCAAAGAGAUCAAGCAGAAAGACAUAGAAUUGCGGAAACACUGGACUUCGAGAUUAAACGAUGGGCUGCUGGAAAAGAAGGCAAUUUACGUGCAUUACUAUCAACUUUGCAAUAUGUACUUUGGCCAGAAUGUGGAUGGCAGCCUGUGUCCCUUACUGAUUUGAUCACUGCUGCUGCUGUUAAAAAAGUUUAUAGGAAAGCAACAUUGUGCAUUCAUCCUGAUAAGGUACAACAAAAAGGUGCAAAUCUCCAGCAAAAAUAUAUUGCUGAGAAGGUUUUUGAUCUCCUUAAGGAGGCAUGGAACAAACUCAACUCUGAAGAGCUCUUCUAGACAGCCUUGUGAAUGAACAUUCGUCACCCCAUCGACGCUUGCAUGAGGAGCACGCAAGCUGGAGCGGUCAAACGGGCAAACAAUGAAGUGAUCAAAGCGAAACAAGUUGUUAUAGUUGUCAUCACCAUUCACCCCCCCCCCCACCCCCUUUUUCCUUUCCAUUUGUUUGUGAUGAUUCAACGGCAGCUGUGGCGGCCCAGGCUGGACCCCAUGUGAGUAGGUGUAUAUUAGUUUCUUUUUUGUAGAACCAGCGUUUUGUGAUUUUUGAAUUAGGUACAGGGUUUAUUUAUCCUGUUGGAGCUGUGUCCGAUUCAUGCGUGAUUUUGUUAAAAAAAAAGUUAUCGAUGGAAUUUUGAUUCCUUAGUAGUCUAUCAUCAUUUUGGUUGUUUCUGCGUUAGGCCCACUUUGGAAUAGAGGAAUUUUGAAGGGAUUUUGUAGGGUUGGAACAUAGGAAUUGUAUAUAAAAUUUUCAUAGGAUUCAUUCAUUUCCUCCACUUUUGGAGGAUUCUAGAAUUUGUUUGAGAAA